AUGGGGUCAUUCGUGCCUCGACAUGUCUAUCCGCAUCUGUCCUCGAUACCCAGGUCCUACUAUCUAGGACAUCAUGCAGCCGGGCUGGCGAAGAUGAAGUCGAUGGUCUCGCAGAUCGACCUUGUGAUUGAAUGCCGCGACUAUCGAACGCCUAUUGUCUCCCGCAAUCCCCUGUUCGAAGCCAAUCUGGGCGAACGUCCGAGACUGAUUGUCUACACGAAGCAAGACCUGGGGAGUAACUAUACUGGCGAAGAUAAGAAACGAGAAGCCAUUGUACAGAAAUGGGAUGCCCCCUCGACCUCUUUGUUCGCCGACGUAAAGUCUCGAUCCGCCAUAAACCGAGUGCUUGACUUCGCUCGGGCCCAUGCGAAUGAGUCGACGUCUCUCUUCGGAACUCGCCUCAUGGUCGUCGGUAUGCCCAAUGUUGGCAAAUCUUCCCUUCUGAACGCAUUACGGAACGUCAGUCUGGGGAAGAAGAAGGCUGCCAGAACAGGAGAUCAACCAGGCGUUACGCGCAAGAUCGGAACCAGUGUAAAGAUAAUUGACGGAGAGGACGGCAAGGAGGGGGUCUAUGUUCUCGACACCCCUGGUGUGUUCGUGCCGUACGUCCCGGACGCCGAAAGUAUGCUCAAGCUCGCACUCUGUGGGAAUGUCAAGGACACCAUCAUUCCCCCGACCACGAUCGCCGACUAUCUGCUGUUCCAUUUGAAUUUGCGUGAUCCAAGGUCAUAUGAAAUGUUCUCGGAGCCAACCAACGAUGUAUUUGUUGUGCUGGAGGGUCUUGCAAGGAAGCAAGGGCGAUUGAAGAAAGGUGGUGCUCCGGAUUUCGAGUCUUCUGCCUUGCAAUUUGUCCAACGUUGGCGAAGUGGUCAGAUGGGCCGGUUUGUGCUGGAUGACGUUACCGACGACGCACUGUUCCGAAGAAAUGAACAGCUCAACUUGUAUGGUGGGAGCAUGAACCAAGCCCGCAAAGCAGCGAAGCAGCUGCGAAAAGAGGCAUAUCUCGGUGCAGGAUGA
Molecule: messenger RNA, 1017 nt
Organism: Exophiala dermatitidis NIH/UT8656
Lineage: Eukaryota; Fungi; Ascomycota; Eurotiomycetes; Chaetothyriales; Herpotrichiellaceae
Exons: 2
Coding region: 1-1017 (338 amino acids)
Cellular component (GO): mitochondrion
Molecular function (GO): GTPase activity; GTP binding
Source: RefSeq, a predicted model, not a curated record